This is a messenger RNA of Phycomyces blakesleeanus NRRL 1555(-), 2104 nucleotides long. RefSeq lists its product as hypothetical. The transcript is spliced from 7 exons. The record is from RefSeq and is a predicted model, not a curated record. Lineage: Eukaryota; Fungi; Mucoromycota; Mucoromycetes; Mucorales; Phycomycetaceae. The coding region runs from base 160 to 1914 and encodes 584 amino acids. Gene Ontology annotation, biological process: transmembrane transport. Gene Ontology annotation, cellular component: plasma membrane. Gene Ontology annotation, molecular function: purine nucleobase transmembrane transporter activity.
UGUUGUUCUUGCUUCUUUGCAGAUCAUAAAAAGCAAACAUAAGAAAGAAGAAAUCUACCUAUCUUUAUAAUACAUAUUAAUCAAUCAAUUAACGAACCAUUAAACCGAUCGAUCAAGUUGAACAGAUAGUCAAUUCAACCAAGAAAAAAAAACCCCCCAAUGACUUGGAUUGAUACCCUCAAUAGCGCUAUAGCGCAUUCAUUUAUUGGAAGGCAUUUCCAGCUCGAAGGUUCAGGUGCCAGACGUGAACGCAAAGGAACUCUCUUUUCCACCGAAAUCCGUGCUGGUUUGACUACCUUUUUCUCCAUGGCCUAUAUCAUUUCUGUAAAUUCCUCGAUUAUCAGUGACAGUGGAGGAACCUGCGUUUGUGAAUUCACCGAAGCUGAUCCUGUCUGUUCCCUCAAUGAAGAUUACAUGAGCUGUGUUUACCAAGUCAAACUGGAUUUGAUUAUGGGCACAACUGUUAUUGCUAUGAUUUCCUCUAUUCUUCUCGGUGUAUUUGCCAAUCUUCCUAUCGGUAUGGCCCCUGGUAUGGGUCUCAACGCUUACUUUACUUAUACCGUAGUUGGUUUCCAUGGUAGCGGCAAGGUGUCUUAUGAGACUGCCUUGGCUGCUGUAUUCAUCGAAGGUCUUAUCUUUUUUGUCCUAUCAAUCUUUGGUAUCCGACAAUGGCUGGCUCGAAUAAUUCCUAUGAGUAUAAAAAUUGCUAUGGGUUGUGGUAUUGGCUUGUACUUGUGCUUUAUUGGUGUUCAAAAAUCAGCCGGUAUUGGUCUUGUCAGUCUCGACAUGUCUACACUAGUAACAUUAGGUGGCUGUCCUACUGAAGCUUUGAGUGCUGAAGGUGUUUGUCAAUGGGGUCGUAUGGAGUCUGGAACUCUUUAUAUGGGUCUUCUUGGUUUGGUAAUGAUGGCUAUUCUUUUGAUGUACCGUGUCAGAGGUGCUAUCUUGAUCUCUAUUAUCUUCAUUGCUAUCACUUCCUGGCCCCGUGUGAACAAGGUCACCUACUUCCCCUACACUCCUCAGGGUGAUCUUAUGUUUGAUUAUUUCAAAAAGGUUGUUACAGUGCACAAGAUGGAACAUACUCUUGGUCGAUUCGAUUUUAACCUCACUGGCAAGGAUAUCUGGAUUGCCUUGAUCACCUUCUUGUAUGUUGAUAUCAUGGACACCACUGGUACUAUGUACUCCAUGGCUCGCUAUGGUGGCUUCACUGACAAGGCCGGUGAUUUUGAACAUUCGACCUGGGCUUUCAUGACCGAUGCUAUUACCAUCACCAUUGGUUCUUGCUUUGGUUCUUCGCCUUGUACUGCCUUUAUCGAGUCUGGUGCCGGUAUUGCCGAAGGUGGUCGUACUGGUAUCACUGCCAUUGCCACUGCCUUUGGUUUCUUUGUCUCCAUCUUCUUCUCUCCAAUCUUUGCCAGUUUCCCACCCUGGUCAACCGGGCCUGCCCUGAUCAUCGUCGGUUCAAUGAUGACCUCUGGUAUCCGCAACAUCAACUGGGAUUACCCCGGAGAUGCCAUUCCGGCCUUCAUUACACUUGCCAUCAUGCCAUUCACUUACUCGAUUGCCUAUGGUGUCAUUGGUGGCAUCAUUUCUUAUGUUAUUAUCAACGGUUUUGCCUACGUCUUGGACAAGGCUACUGGCGGUUACAUCCGUCCCGACUACUCUCAGCGCGAGGACUGGUGGACUGCUGCCAUGAGCCGCUCUUUUGUUCCUACCUGGAUCCAGUUCUUGAUUGCCAAGUCGCGUGGACAGUCGUUCGACUGGCACAAGGAUGAGUAUGAGUUCGAAGACGAUGUCAAGCUCGAGACUCCUACUGGUGUUAUUACCAACCACUCUGGUAUUUCUCAAGACAACAUCUCAGCCCGUCAAGAUUUUACUUCUAAGGCUGAAAAGACUGAGUACUAUGGCAGUUAAAUAAUAAUAAUAGUGAUAAUAAUAAUAUACAUACACUCGCACACUUUCCCAAUCACAUUCACAUAUAUACACCCACACACACACAUUUAUAUACAUAUAUAAAAUAAUCAGCUUCUUUUUUUUAUGUUACUUAUUUAUAAUACAGUUAUCUCUAAUAAAACCUAAUUCCUUAUCAUCUUAUUGAACACAC